Messenger RNA from Astyanax mexicanus (Mexican tetra), 8018 nucleotides. RefSeq names its product shroom family member 4 (gene shroom4). Gene Ontology annotation, molecular function: actin filament binding. The transcript has 10 exons. The record is from RefSeq and is a predicted model, not a curated record. Gene Ontology annotation, cellular component: apical junction complex; apical plasma membrane; adherens junction. NCBI's taxonomy places the organism in Eukaryota, Metazoa, Chordata, Actinopteri, Characiformes, Acestrorhamphidae. The coding region runs from base 481 to 5358 and encodes 1625 amino acids. Gene Ontology annotation, biological process: actin filament organization.
GAAGAGUUGGUAGGUCCAUGUGGUGCACACAAGUGGAAGCUUCGAACUCCUCAGAGACUGCUGUUGAAUGGAGAAACUCCGCUGCCACAUUUCUUCCUCUGCGCUCUUAAAAUAAACGUAUGACCGUCUGGAGCUAACAAGGAUGGAGUGCCUUUACAUCUCGGCUUGGGGCGACCGCUCAACAGGACCUCUGGGAAGCCAGUCUCUUCUGAUGGAAGACAGAAGGCAGAGGAGGGAGGAAAGGCCGCUCAGUGUAAGAAGCUGAAGGUGGGAGACGAGUUGGUCAACAUCAACGGCUCUGCACUUUACGGCUCACGCCAAGAAGCGCUCAUCCUCAUCAAAGGCUCCUACAGGAUCCUGAAGAUCGUAGUUCGCAGACGCACUGUGCCCCUGAUCCGCCCUCACUCCUGGCACCUGGCGAAGGUGUCUGAGCCACUCUCUCUGCCUGGUCAAGCAGGCAGUCCGGACGGCCCCCUGGCCAUGCAGCUCCACCCCCCUCCAACCUUCAGUGUACCGUGGCACUCGGGGGGUGAUAGCAGAGAGCUGUCCAUGCAGUUGGGCCACCUCUCCAGCACAGACCACAGCAGCUCACUGGGGAGCAUGGAGAGUUUGGAGAACCCUUCAAGUCAAGGAUAUUACGACAACCAGCUCUCCCCUAUCGACCCUGCCAUCUUCAACAACAAACGUGACUCGGCCUACAGCUCCUUCUCUGCCAGCUCAAACACAUCUGACUACACAGUAUCUUUACGACCUGAGGAGAACAGCUCCAUGGACAGUCUACUUCAGGGCUUGGGCCCCUCAUGCAGGUUUAUAGAGGGUCGCCCACACUCUGCAGCCAGUGGACCAGGUGAACUGCACUGUGAGGAUGGAAGCCUCAAGUCUAGGUCUCUGCCCCAUAGACCAGAGGCUAAGGUACGGCCAUCGUCUUAUGGCUAUGAAGAAGAGAAGUGCGGACCUCCGCAGCCUCCCAUGAGGAAGGAUAGUUUCAGGGCCACCAGAGGUCGACCAGGGGUGGCAGACAAACGUUGUGUGUCUGCUCCUGUCGGUAUCCCAGUUAUGAACAAUUGCUUGAUUGAGAGUCCAUCUCACACUUCUGAGGGAGUAAUUGGAAGCGGAUGUCUGAAAGAAGCACAGGAAAAUGGCCAGGACUUGGUCAGGAAAGGAAACCGUGCUGAACCGUACUACACCUUAAGUUCCCAAAGAGAACUAUUUAGAGAUAACCAUGAUGGAUCAACUGGGGAGUGCAACAAAAACCCUAGUCGCCUUAAACCUCUAGAGAGGUGUUCAUCUCAGCCCAGUCCUCCACCAACAGAGAUUAAUGAACCCCAACUCGGCCUGGAGGACAGUCUUCAAACAAGGAUGCACAGGCAUAGUGCCCCCGAAAAAUUACUUGCUUCCCAGUUACAUAUGAUGGAACUUUCCAGUGAUAAUAGUGAACAUUCCAUGUCCCCCAAUAGUCAGUGGUCUCAUUCUUUGCACUCUAGGCUAGAACUGAGAGAAAACAGCCCAGAUGUUGCAUCCCAGGGAAAAUGGGAAGGCAGUCGAUGCUCAACCCCUGGUUCUUUGACCACUUCAGAACUGGAUGAACAAAGGUUGGAGGAUGACCAGUUUGAUUCAGGCCAGAGCCUCUCUCCUAUUCACCCUUCCUGGGGACGAUCAGCCAGUGUUCCAGGUGAACCUACAAGAAAUGGAUUUUCUGGAUCUGGAUCCUCUUUAGACUCUGAUCUCCUGGAAAGAGAUUUUGGACCAAUAAGUGCUGCAGCCAGCAUGGACACUCUAAUUGAAGAGGACCAUGACCGAGGAGGAGAUGAAGUUGAGAUUUCCAAGCCUCCUCAGAAGCGGCAAUUUCGCUCUUCCAAGUCUCGCCGUCGGAACGAACGUUUUGCCACAAACCUUCGCAAUGAGAUACAGAGGAAAAAAGCUCAGCUGCAAAAGAGUACAGGCCAGAGUGGACUCCUCUUUGGUGAGGAUACAGUAAAGGAAGAGGACAGUGCAAACUUUCAAGUAGAAGAUGAAUCCCAAGCAGGGUUUUUGGAAAUCAGUCAAACCAGAACCCAAACCCAAAGUAGUAAUCAGACUACUCCUGCAUUGGCUCCAUCCCAGCCUAGAAGAACGACCUCAAACUCAGCAUUUCAGGAAGAUUCUGAAAAACACUGUGGAAUUAACCCUGUAGAACAUACAAGCACUUGUACUGAGGAUAGUAGGUUAGUUUCCCAGCAUGAAACCCAGGGCUUCCCAUCAACAGAUGGCAUAAGGCCAGUAUGUGUGCGUGUAGUUGAGGAGGUUGCACCAGCAGGUAAAGCUCGCCGCUGGCGUUGGACACCGGAAAAUAAAUUGCAACCAGAAGUGGAAGUAUCUGAGAAGAAAAGUGUCAAAGAAAUAACGCCGCCACCUUGGAAGCCUCAAACAACUAGAGCUAGAGUGGGGUCUUCGAGUGGUCGCUCCAGUAGGACAGAUGAUUGCGAUAUCCUACCGUUUGCAGACCGCAGAAAGUUCUUUGAGGAGACUAUCAGAAACCUGAGCCAGUCUGUGACCAACCUUGCAAGCCUGACUAGUCGCCGCCAGAGGCCAGAAAAACAGGGGAAGUUGGAUGAGCCAUCAUCUCCUGAUCCCCCUCGUGAGUCAGUCCCUGAACUUGGACGGAGGAGGUUCUCCUACCAGGGCGGAGUUCAUGAUGGAACUUCAGUGAGUUCGCUUGAGGCUAGGAGACAGUUUGUCAGCACGCAACGAGAAAGGGAUAGAGAAAGAGAGAGGAUGGUGGAAAUUGAGAGGAAGAGGGAGAAAGAGAGGGAGAGAGAGAAAGAAAAGGAGAGACAAAGAGAAAAAGAGAGACUCCGGGAGCAAGAGAGAAUCAAAGAACAGGAGAGGUUUCAAGCAUGGAAAAAGGAGCAGGAUGAACAAAAAGAGAGAGAAAGAGAAAUGGCAAAUGCAAUAAUGGUAGAAAGAGAACAAGAACGAGUGCAACAUGUAGAGGAAAAAUGGGAAAUGGACAGAGAUGUUGUGUAUGCGGGUCAUGAUGUCAACAACACCAUUAUGCCACCACCUUUGCCCCAUGGAACCCAUCAAAACCAGCAGUACCUUUCUCAAAGUGGUGUCACCCCUUAUAGUUCUCAUCCAGACAAUUCCUACAUUCAAAGUGUCCCUGAUAUUCAAAAGCCAUGCUCAGCCUUCAGACCUGUGAUGAGCCACCAGUAUCAAUCAGACCACUGCUGCCUACACCCAGGAAACAAGGCCAGGAGCUGCACCCCAACAGAGGCCUAUCCUGUACGGGAGCUGGAACAAACAAAGCUCAACAGGAAGUUCAGUCUGACUGAGAGGGACUAUCCCCACUACAGACGAGACUCCAGGCCAGUAGAGGUCACUGUGGCUCCAGGCUUCCAGAGCCAGUGGAAUAAUAAUAACAGGCUACGUUUUAAUAACAAUGAGAACCAACCCUUCAGGUCAUCACUACUCAGAAACCGUGCCAUGUCAGAAAACGAUCUACGUGUGCUGAUUCCCUGCCUUCAAAGCCACCUAGCAGCUAAUACCAACUCGGGCAGAAUGUCUUCCACCCUCAGAGAACUGGACGAGAACAUCCCCUCUGAUAGCGAGGAAAAGAAGAAGAAAGGUCCUCCUCCUCCUCGUCCGCCACCUCCAAAGUGGGGGCAGUUUCACAUGAGACGGGCCUCUCACCACAACCUCUUCUCCUCUCCACCUGCACCCUCCCCACCGCCGCAAACGUAUACGUCACGCCCACCUCUCGUCACAGAAUUGACACGGCAGAGGUCCUAUAGCCUUCCUCCGAGGGAUGGGAUGGAGAACUGUCAGCAGUGCCACCAGGAAUGCCCAGUUGCUCCACCCAGCCCUGCUUUCAGUCGCAGAGCUUUUAAACCGGUAGCUCCACCUCCAAAAGAGCAAGACGUGCCCCCGACUCACCACUACGAUAUGAAUAGUGAGAUAGACCCACCUCCAGCAGUGGCACAAGUCGAGCAGAGCACAAGAUUGCCACACCCAACCUGGAGACUGCCUUCAGAUCAGUACCAGCCACCUGUGGUCAAGCCUGUCUUCCAUAAGCAUAGAGCAGAAUGGGACCUGACCAAUCCUCAUAAUUCCUCACCAACCAAUAGCACUAGCAGAUCUUCAGGACCCAACCCAUCUGAAAAUGGCUCUUAUCCUGGAGCUGUCCCUCCCGAGUCCUACUUCACAAUGAACAACAACAACACCUACCAGCAGCACUUGCAGAAUUGGCCACAACAAACAGGAGCAGUGUGUAAACAUCUGGAACCAUCUACCCAAACUCCACUUCCGAUCCAGGAGCAGACCUUGCCCUUGGAGACGGACAUCGAUGAGGUCCAUGAGGAUGAGGGCACCUCAGUGGAGCAGCAGAGCCGAGAGGAGGGCGGGAUGGAGAUGCAGUGUUUUGCUCAGCCAGUGACUGUGCUGGAAACUGACAUAGACACUGUAACUGAGGAGGAAGCUCCUCUGGCAGGGAUGAGAAGAGGACAGAGAGUGUCCCUGGUGGACUCUUUCUUAGAGAAGGACUGUGAAAAGGCUGGGAAGGAGCUGAUGGUGGAACUCUUCCCUCAGUGCACAGACACAGGGAGUGGAGGAGAGGGCUGGAGAGGAGGAUACCCAGUCAAUGUGGACACUCUAGAGAGGUCUUCCAGACAGCUCUCCUCAACAUCACAUGCCUUAGCCUCCACUACCUACAGUGAUUCCACCAGCAAAGCCCAGCUCUUUAACAAGAUGAGCAACUUCUCCGAGGUGAAGGAGGGGGAGGAGGAGCUUAACUACAAGAAACAGUUAAUAGAGAGUCUGCGUAAGAAGCUGGGUGUAUUACAUGACGCUCAGAGGGGUCUGCAGGAGGACAUCAGGGCCAACGCUCAGCUGGGUGAGGAGGUGGAAAGCCUGGUGCUGGCUGUCUGCAAGCCUAACGAGGUGGACAAGUACCGCAUGUUUAUUGGGGACCUGGACAAGGUGACGAGUCUGCUGUUGUCCCUCUCUGGACGGCUGCUCAGAGUGGAGAGUGCCCUGGAUUGCCUGGAUCCGGAGUCUGGACACACUGAGAGGCUCCCCCUGCUGGAGAAGAAGAAGCAGCUUCUAGCGCAGCUGGCUGAGGCUCAGGAGCUGAAGGAGCAUGUGGACAGGAGGGAGCAGGCCGUGGGCAGAGUGCUGGGCCGCUGCCUGACCCCUGAACAGCUGCGUGACUACAGCCAUUUCGUGAAGAUGAAGGCGGCGCUGCUGGUGGAGCAGAGGCAGCUGGAUGAUAAGAUUCGUCUGGGAGAGGAGCAGCUCCGGGGCCUGCGGGAGAGCCUGGGCAUGGGCAUGGGCCUGGGCCUGGGGCUAGGUCUGGGAGUUGGACUGGGAUAUGGGCAUUAGGAAGAGGAAGAGGAAGUGGGGGGGAGGGUACAUGCAUAUAAGCAUCAGGUGUCUGAAUGAUACAGAGCCUUGUGUUUGGACUUUAUGAAGAACUUGAGAACUUGUAAUAAUGCACACAACUUCUUAAGAAGCACAGACUUGCAGACACUACAGCGAACUCUUCAACAGUAGUUUAAUGAAUGCUUGGUGCCAACAUUUCACCCACUCAGCCACGUUUUCGCACUGCAGCGGCACUACUUGAAACCGUGUGUUGAGAAUUCAACCACGUUUAGCAGGAAAACGACAUCCAAACACUAAAAAACGUCUAACUAAAGCCACAUCACAACCCUGUGUGUACCUGCCGUCGAUCUCAACUUAGGGAUUCUCCAUGCACUGCUAUUUAUUUAUUUAUAUCUCUCAGCGAAUAUGAAGAAUCCAUUCAGUGUCUCUCAUAUCACAAAAAUCUCAUAUCACAAAAAUCUCAGCACUAAUACAUUAAUCCAUUCUGUAUCAAAAUCUAAUAAGCAUGCUACUUUAAAUCCGUCAGAGAAGCCAGAAUAGGGAUGUGUAUAAAAAGGAAGGAUUUGUAUAUCAGUGAUAGUGUUAAGAUUUUAGGAUGACUAAACUGGGAGUUUCUGAUUGGCUAAUUAUUUUGUUCAAACUGGAAUUUGCUUUAAAAUGAAAGCAUUAUAGAACUUUAAUGCACUCUUAGUUCACUAGAGAUAACCACCCUUAACCCUCCUGUUAUGUUGUGAAAAAAAGGAGAAAAAUACAGGAACAAGUUUUUUUUUUAUUUUUUUUUAGCAUGAAUCCUUUUCUGCUGGACACAAUUACUAUAAUAAUCACUUAAAUUGAAAAUUACUAAUUUAAACAUUACCAUUCAAAUGUUUGUCACAUACACAGUCCAGUCAGAAUAUUAUGACCACCUCCUUGUUUCUACUCAAGUGUCCAAUUGUCCAAAUUUUUAGCACUUUGUUUUUAUUCUCUCAAUUUAAACGGACAAAUACCCAACCCUCUUAUUAAGACUCCCCCUAUCGCUAGUGAUGCCCCGACACCAAGAGUGUAAAGACAUGCACAUGCCUCCUCCAAUACAUAUAAAGUCAGCCACCUCUUUUCAACUGCUGAAAGUUUUCAACUUGCCGAGCAGCCAGCACGCUCUAAGGAAAGUGCAGCAACUCGGUUCCAAUACAUCAGCUCACAGACGCCUCGUGCUGCAGACAUCACACUUUUUAUGGCAAGCUACAUGAACAGGAUUCGAACCGGCGAGCUCCCGAUCAUAGUGGCAUCACCUUAGUCUGCUGGACCAAUCGGAGCCCAGUUGUAUAAUUAUUGACUGUAUUCCAUCUGUCCUGUGACCACUGAUGAUAUAUCUACAAGGUGGAGCAUUGAAAAAGAGGGUGAACGAAAAUACCUGUAAUUAUAGAACUACAAAUUUGGACAGUGAUUGCAGAAACAAGGAUCUGGUGCUAAUAUUUUGACUGGACUGUGUAUAACAAAGAAAUGAGGCUACGCAAUAAUAAUAUGAAGUUCAGGUGGUAAAUUAUUAUUAUUAUUUUUUUUUUUACCAAAAAUGGGGGAAAAAAACAAGUGCAUAAGCAAACCCAAAAUAUUUGUUUACAAAUUUCAUAUAAAUUUGUACAAAAUUCAUAUAAUAAUUUAGGUUAAUUAAAUGUUAGUGAUGAAAAAUAUUUAACUUUAAGAUAAUUAAAAAUGCAUUGGAUCUGAAUUUUACUUCUAAACAUAGCAAGGGGGUUAACCUUCUAAACCAUUCAGCCUGAUUAGGGAAAUCCUUUUCUUAAGGAUAUUUGGCACAAAUAUGUCCUGUCCAAGUCUUUUAUACUUCAAAGCAUAAACACAAGACAUAUUCCAAGCUUUGCAUUAUACUAUAUAUAAAUAUGUGCUUUACUGUAUUUUUCAUAAUUCCUUUCAGGAUUUCUUCUUGUUGUUGCUGCCAAAGAUUCAUUUUACGAACACAAGAAUAAAACAUGGUGCUUUUAAUUUUUCUUUAGAAUCACAUGCAGUCAGUCGGCUAGGCUCGACCCUGUGCGGGUCUUGUUUCAGUUUUACUCUUCUCGCAUCUUGUCUAGUUCUGAGUAUUAGAUGCUAAUGUUUAGUUUUGAGAAAAAAAAAACAUAAAAAUGUGCAUCUGCUGUGUAAAAUAAUAAACCAAUAUAGACCACGAUAGACUGUAAUAUAAUAACCUCUGGCCAAACUGCUUCCUAACAGCCUUAUCCGUGUGGAGAUUUCUUUCUUGAGGAAAGGAGAAUGCUGCUUUAUUCAACAUUUAAUGCAUUAAGAAUUUGAAACAGCCUUAUUUACUUAUUUCUACCAAGAGAAAAUGUUAAAGCAGUUUAUUGUAGUUCUUUCUGUUUGUGUUUUAGGUUCAUUUCAGGAUUGUAUUUGAAGGAGCUUCCAAAUGUAUAAAUGUAUUUUUCUCUCACUGUGCCAAAAUAAUGAAUGUGCUGUUUGUUACUGCGAGAAAAUGCCAAAUGUGCCCUUGUAUACGUUCUUGCCUUGUAUAUAUAGCCUCCUUUGUACUCUUUUUGUUGUAUUAUACCUUCGUAAAUAACUUCAGGCUGGAAAAGUGAGAAAAUAUUUGAGUAACUGAUCAUUUCUUUCUCUUUUUGAUAUUAGUCCAAAGUGGAAUAUGCACAGUUGAUGAUAAAAUAUUAAUAUUUUAA